Molecule: messenger RNA, 1823 nt
Organism: Bufo gargarizans (Asiatic toad)
Lineage: Eukaryota; Metazoa; Chordata; Amphibia; Anura; Bufonidae
Gene: EIF3I
Product: eukaryotic translation initiation factor 3 subunit I
Exons: 11
Coding region: 66-1043 (325 amino acids)
Biological process (GO): cytoplasmic translational initiation
Cellular component (GO): cytoplasm; eukaryotic translation initiation factor 3 complex, eIF3m
Molecular function (GO): translation initiation factor activity; RNA binding; protein binding
Source: RefSeq, a predicted model, not a curated record
UCUAUCAUUCCCACUUCCGGGUCCUUUCUACACGCGCCUGAGGACAGCCGGCAGCCUUGCUCAUAAUGAGACCCAUCCUGCUUCAGGGCCAUGAGCGCUCCAUUACCGAAAUCAAGUACAACCGAGAUGGGGACCUGCUUUUCACAGUUGCAAAAGAUCCAGUGGUUAAUGCUUUUUACUCUGUGAAUGGAGAACGCCUGGGUACCUACAAUGGUCACACAGGAGCGGUCUGGUGUGUGGAUGUUGACUGGGACACGCGACAUGUGCUUUCUGGAUCAGCCGAUAACUCCUGUAGGUUAUGGGACUGUGAAACCGGAAAGCAGCUAGCUCUGCUGGAGACAAACUCAGCUGUCAGAACCUGUGGAUUUGACUUUGGCGGAAAUAUCAUAAUGUUUUCAACAGACAAGCAGAUGGGUUACCAGUGCUUUGUCAACUUCUUUGACAUAAGGGAUCCAUCUCAGAUUGAGGAAAACGAGCCUUAUAUGAAGAUUAGCUGCAGUGAGUCAAAGAUAACCAGUGCUGUAUGGGGACCCCUAGGAGAGAGCAUCAUCGCUGGACAUGAAAAUGGAGAGCUGAACCAAUAUAGUGCAAAGUCUGGAGAGAUUGUGAACAGUAUCAAGGAGCACUCCAAGCAGAUCAAUGAUAUUCAGACCUCCAGAGAUAUGACCAUGUUUAUCACUGCAUCCAAAGACUGCACUGCCAAGCUCUUUGACUGCACAACACUAGAACAUCAGAAAACGUUUCGUACAGAGAGACCAGUAAAUUCUGCAGCACUGUCUCCAAUCUAUGAUCAUGUUGUUUUGGGAGGAGGACAGGAAGCCAUGGAAGUGACAACAACAUCCACCAGGAUUGGUAAAUUUGAGGCAAGAUUUUUCCAUGUUGGCGUUGAGGAGGAAUUUGGAAGAGUGAAGGGCCAUUUUGGACCCAUCAACAGUUUAGUAUUCCACCCUGAUGGCAAAAGCUACAGCAGCGGCGGAGAGGACGGAUAUGUCAGAAUACAUUACUUUGACCAGCAAUAUUUCGAUUUUGAGGUUGAAUAUUGAGCUUAUGGCAGCUUUCUGGCUGUUCAGAAUGCGCGUGAAGAAAUUCCAUCAAAACCAAAUGCAAUUUGAAAACCGGACAAAGCACAUUAAUUUAAAGGGGUUGUUCAGUUCCAGGAGGAUGUUGGUAAACACGGGACCCGUCUGUCAUAAAGAAGUGAGAAUUACUUACCUGGCAGAUCCAAUGCCACUGCUCUUGUUCUGCUGGCCAGGAUCUAUUUGCUUCGCUCCAGCAGUGAUGUCAGGUCAGCAUGUCACUACUGCAGCCAAUCUCUGGCCUCUUCAGUGAACCACCGAGGCAAGUGAUUUCCAGCAGAGGUCAAGUGUUGUUGACAUGAUAUCACCACUGCAGCCGGGUAAAUAGAUCCUAGCCAGUAGAACUGGAGCGGCGGCAAGGGAUCUGCCAGGUAAAUAAUGAUCACUUCUUUAUAGACGGCGGAUCCCCUGUGUUCGGUUUCUUUCUGAAUUGGAUAACCCCUUUAAUAUGAAUGCAUUAAAGGGGCUUUACACUCCUGUAAAAUCGGGUUAUAAGGACAUUCAAUGCUCACACCAUGUUACGUAAUCCUUCUUUAAAUGUUGCCAUUGGCUCUGGGCAAUAACUGCUUAGAAAGGUGCAAACAUAUGUAACCAUUAAUAUUUAUGUGAGUAUCUUCGUCCAUGGAGCUCAAAGCUAGGGUAUGGCUGUAUACACAGUAGUGUUUCGUGGUCAUAAUAAAAGGAAAUAAAUAAAAUGUUGAUAAAUUAUUUCUGGAUAUUAGCAAUAAAAAGGCUUACCUUACUUCA